This is a messenger RNA of Teleopsis dalmanni, 2153 nucleotides long. RefSeq names its product prolactin-releasing peptide receptor (gene sNPF-R). Gene Ontology annotation, cellular component: neuron projection; plasma membrane. The record is from RefSeq and is a predicted model, not a curated record. The transcript has 3 exons. Gene Ontology annotation, molecular function: neuropeptide Y receptor activity; neuropeptide binding. Bases 262 to 1971 code for a protein of 569 amino acids. Gene Ontology annotation, biological process: G protein-coupled receptor signaling pathway. Lineage: Eukaryota; Metazoa; Arthropoda; Insecta; Diptera; Diopsidae.
CUUAAAAUUCAAUUUGAUACUUCUUUAAUAAAAGUGUCGAUAUGUAGCCGGAAAUUUUUUAUAAAAUUUAUUACGUAUACGCAGUUAAACACAAAGAUUUAAACAACAAGUAACUUUAACAUAUGUGAAGCUUUUGAAUGAACAAUUGCACAUUAAAGCUAUGAAUGAUCAACUAUUCUUAAGUUAAUACAUGUUUACUAAAUAAAUUUAAGUUUACAUAACAAAUUCGUGUUAGAAAUUGGCGAUUUAGAUGGCAAUAUUAUGAAAACAUUAACAAUGACAUUAACAACGAGGUCAAUUUCAAUAGCAACAAUUACUGUAACUGCGCCAACACCACAAAUGUUAAGAACCACGUCCCUUGUUCCUUCUGCAAAUGUGUACAUCAAAAUUAUAAACUCAACAAUUACUUCCAACCCCAAACACAGUGAUUACAAUGAUCCUGAUCUUAUUACAAAAGACUCUGUGCAACUAUUUUUUUGUUUGUUAUAUGCAACUGUUUUUGUGUUAGGUGUUUUCGGAAAUAUGCUGGUGUGCUACGUUGUCCUGCGUAAUAAAGCUAUGCAAACAGUUACAAAUAUAUUUAUUACUAAUUUGGCACUCUCUGAUAUUUUACUAUGUGCUCUUGCUGUACCUUUUACACCACUUUAUACUUUUAUGGGACGUUGGGCAUUUGGUCGAACCUUAUGUCAUCUGGUACCAUUUGCACAAGGAUGCAGCAUUUAUAUAUCGACCUUAACGCUAACUGCUAUUGCAAUUGAUCGCUAUUUUGUUAUUAUAUAUCCUUUUCAUCCGCGAAUGAAGCUAAGCACUUGUAUUUCAACAAUAGUAGGGAUUUGGAUGAUAUCAUUACUUGCAACUCUUCCAUAUGGAAUGUACGUUAAAGUGGUAAUUGACAGCAGUGGUGGUAACUUAACAAAAAUAGACCAAUUAGUCCAAAACAAUGAAACGUUUUAUAUUAAUGAGUCUUUGGUAACAAUAGUUGACACCAUAAACUACGAAUCAACAAUACCAACAGAUUCUGUUACACAAAAAGUGACAACAAUGCCAUCAGAAGUCUUAAAUAUUUCAUACUGUGAAGAAAAUUGGCCAUCAGAGCAAUAUCGAAAAAUUUUUGGCUCAAUAACUUCAAUAUUGCAGUUUGCAUUGCCGUUUACUAUAAUAUCAAUUUGUUAUAUCUGGGUCUCCAUCAAACUUAAUUCGCGUGCUCGAGCAAAGCCAGGAACGAAAUCAUCAAAACGAGAAGAGGCUGAUCGUGAUCGUAAAAGAAGAACAAACCGUAUGCUAAUCUCAAUGGUUGCAGUAUUUGGAUUGUCUUGGUUACCCAUUAAUAUUGUAAAUGUGUUAAACGAUUUUUAUGAAAAAUCAAAUGAGUGGCGAUUCUACACAAUAUGCUUUUUUGUAUCACACUCUAUAGCAAUGUCUUCAACAUGCUACAACCCAUUUUUAUAUGCUUGGCUCAAUGAGAACUUUCGGAAGGAGUUUAAGCACGUCUUACCUUUCUUUCAUCUAUCAAGUAACAAUAUAAUUAAUAUUGGAUGUGUGUUCAAAAAGUCUCACCGAAGUACCUGUGACCCAAAUCAAUUAGAAACGCGACACAACGAUGACCUUCAACCCAGCAUUGCUACCCAAGAUAAAUGCGAAAAUAAAAGGGAAAAGGAUAUAAAAGUUUUAAAGCAACAGUUAACAAGCCAAUGUGAUCCAGCAUUCGAUUGCAAAAUCAGUAGUAUACACUUUCAGUCAGAUGACAGCAAGACUAAAGUUCCUUUAUUACAAAGAACCAAAAAUUCUAACUCAUUAUUUGAAGAUCCCACUAGCAAUCAUAACCGAAAUUGGGUUUCAACUAAAAUGGAUAAUAAUAUCGACUCAACUGACGAAAAAACUGUGGAAUUACGUUUUUAUGAAACAACAUUUACGAGCUCUGAUAAUAAUGACUGUAAGGAAGAGAUAUGCAAUAAUUGUGAAGAUUGCUAGAACUUAGAUAAAAAUAAAAACUUUUGUUAAAAAUGAGAAUCGAUGCUGUGCAAGAUAACCUAUCAUCAUGUAUUUGCUAUUCCUAAACAUAAAUAUAAACAAUUACUUUCUUAAAAGCAUUCAUAUGAGAAAAUUUAUGAUCAGAAGAUAUCAAAACUUAGAAAUAAUUGUAAACUUUUUCA